AUGGCAAACGGGCUAGAACGACGAGACUUUAUGAUUACAUAUGAUCCUGCCAUACAUGAACCAAAUAAUCAGUCGAAUCGCAGGCCAGAGUAUGUAUUCAGAGAUCCAUCCUCAUCAAAACCUCAGGACGAUCCACGUAAAACUGCAAAGGCCCUGGAAAACUGGGAACGCUCACCUCGCAGAACUCAGAAAUUGUUUACUCCCGUCUUCUUAAAGCAUGAUCAAGACUCGCUCGGCCCACCUCCGCCUCCUACUAUAUUUAUAUCUCGACUCACACAACAUGCUACUGAAUCCGAGCUCCAACGUGUCUUUUCGCAAUUCGCUCCAGUUGCUACACUACGUGUCGAAGCUAGCUUUGGUUUUGCUACAUUACGCUUCUCUGGAGAUCCUCUCGUCGCCGGCCUAGCUGCUCAAAACGCUGUAGCCUCAGCAUACUCACAAGAAGGCUGUGUCGUCGACGGCUUCCUUGUCCACGUCUCGCUGGAUGAUGCAAGCAAAUUAUGGGAGGAGGCCAUUGAAUCCGCUCAUAAUCCACCACAACCAAUCGUUGCACCCGUGCAACAAAUGGAAGCUCCUCCGGCUGUAGUAUUGCCAACAGCAAUAAAGCCCAUUACUGCUCCAGCUCUGGAUAAUAAUGAAAACGGCACUCUAGUCGCUAAUCUAGAUGCUGAUGCGGCCGACUUGGAAGAAGGAGAGCUGCCAGAGGAGGGCGAACUUGUAGACGACUAUGACGACGGAGAACUAGAAGACGCCCAAAGCCUCGUAGACGACCAUCGACCAGCAAAUUCUCAUAAGGGGUACUCACCGCCGCCUAGCCUAGCAACAGCCAGUGACUGGAGAGGGCGAGAUGCCGAAAGGUCUUAUCGUCGACGUAGCGAAUCAUAUUCUGGAAGUGACUACAGAGAAGAAUCGAACAGAAUCGACAGUUAUCGACCUUCUCACAAUAGAGACACGUAUAGUCGUGAUUAUACCUCAUCUAGUGACAGAUCCCUCUCUCCCCCCCAUAGACGACCAUACUCGAGCAGACGAGAUGACGAUGAUCGUACCAGUAGACGGACCUACGAAUCUGAAUCCAACUCUCGUCGUCGUGGUGAUAUCGACAAAACACCUCGUCGGCAUGAUGGUGAUUCUUCGUCUCGUCGUUAUGAUACUGACUCUGGUGGUCGUCAUGAUGUAUACUCAGCAAAUCGCCGUGAUGAGCGUAGUCACCAUGAAGACCCAAUUGGUAACAGUAAACGUCGUGAUGAAGAGUCAUCAAAAGAUAAGGAUCAACUCCCAUGGCGGACCUACUAUAAUUAUCCAACCCAGCCGGAACAGUCCUCAAAAGCAUCCAUGCCGGCUCCUCUUGCUCUACCAUUAGAUCCCAUAGAAACUAUAAUCGCUCAGGCCACCAAAGACAUGAUUUCUGAACUAUCUCAUGUAUUCUUGAAAGAUGUCAGGAAUCGAGUAUUUGGUCCACUAGUAGUUGAAGCCGCCAAUAGAAAACCACGUCCAUCCACUGUAUCAUCAGGCAAGAUUCCAACAACCAAAAUCGAGCAUUCAGAGGGUGGGUCGUUGGUCAAAUUCGACCCUUCAGAUCAACCACUAUCUGAUCCUCCUGCUAUACGACGAUACCCUGACGCAAUCGCCAAGAGACCCAAACCCGUCCGAAAGGAAAAGGAUGUUGAGGACAUCCCGCAGUCAACUGUCGAUAGUGAAGAAGAUGAGCGUCAACGCAAGGAGCUCAAACGAAAGAGACGAGCUGAACGAAAGCUUGAAAAGGAACGUAAGCGAGCAAAGAGAGCUGCCGAGUCGAAGCUCGAUGAAGGAGAUCGUUCGAGUACUCCAGAAGUGCCUAAUAUUGAGCUACUCAGCAAUGGUAACAAUCCCAGGAAUGCUAAGAGAGUCGACAGUGGUCUGCCUUUUGAAGCCGAACAAGAUCACUUUGAUAUCUCUGACAAGACUCGUAAAAAGCUAAAGAAAACUAUAGCUAGUGCACAAGUCGAACGAUUUUUAGCAACACAGAAUAGUAGGAGUCAACAAGACACCAGUCAAACGGUGGUCGAUAUUGACUCUGAUGCUGAUAUGAGAGAUUCGCGUGGAUCUCCUGUAUUUGAUUCAUCACGUAUGGCUGGAACAGGAUCAGGGUAUGAUACAGAAUUGGACACUUUGGGUAUAUCUUUAGACGAUCUAGGUCCGAUGGGUGCUGAAGAGUCUGCAUAUCUCAAAGAAGCCAUCAAGGAGCAGUUGAAACGUGAUCGAAAGCAACGAGCUCGUAAAAAGCAAGAAUUGCUCAAAGUCAAAGCACGGCCAGUUGCAGAAGUACCUCAAUUGUUGGGGAUCCAAGUCAUGGAUGAAGGGCCAUCAGCGGAAAAUGCCGAGCUAGAUGGAAUACCCACACAUAAAACAGGGUGUGCACGUACCGAACCGGUCUACCGUAUUCCUGAAAUCGCCAAACGUAAAUAUAGAUUGAGAAGUGGCGUCGGUAUCGGUCUGGGCCUUAAUGCUGGUCAAGACUCGAGAAGUGUAAUAUAUGGAAGAAAUACCGCUUUGGUUGUUGAACGACCACUGCCAACCACAACGAGCCUGACUGGCCCAGGACUCUCCAUUGUCAGCAUAAGAGCUGGCAAUAGGAAAGGAGGACCAGUUGCUCCACUACAGUCGCAGUCAAUGGAUUCGUUCUCUGAUGCCGUCAAGUUUAGGCAAUUGCAAGCUCGUUCGAAACAUGUAAGAUUUGCCAAGUCGGCGAUUCACGACUGGGGUCUCUUUGCUGCAACGUCGUUUGUGGAAGGUGAUUUCCUGCUCGAGUAUAUUGGAGAAAUUGUUCGUCAGAGGGUGGCAGAUAUACGAGAGAAGCGAUAUGAAAAGGAGGGUAUUGGAUCUUCUUAUUUAUUUCGAAUUGAUGAAGAUCAAGUCAUUGACGCUACUCGUAUGGGCAACAUGGCUCGUUUCAUAAAUCAUUGUUGUGAGCCGAAUUGUGCAGCCAAAAUAUUGACUGCUGAGGGACGCAAGAGAAUUGUAAUUUAUGCAUCACGGACCAUACAUGAAGGGGAGGAAUUAACGUAUGACUACAAGUUCCCUAUCGAAGACGAAAAGAUACCGUGUCUCUGUGGUGCCAAGAAUUGUAGAGGCUAUUUGAAUUAG
Messenger RNA from Synchytrium microbalum, 3123 nucleotides. RefSeq names its product histone-lysine N-methyltransferase. The transcript has 7 exons. The record is from RefSeq and is a predicted model, not a curated record. NCBI's taxonomy places the organism in Eukaryota, Fungi, Chytridiomycota, Chytridiomycetes, Synchytriales, Synchytriaceae. Gene Ontology annotation, molecular function: RNA binding; protein binding; histone H3K4 methyltransferase activity. Bases 1 to 3123 code for a protein of 1040 amino acids. Gene Ontology annotation, cellular component: Set1C/COMPASS complex.